This is a messenger RNA of Lates calcarifer (barramundi perch), 1563 nucleotides long. RefSeq lists its product as uncharacterized. NCBI's taxonomy places the organism in Eukaryota, Metazoa, Chordata, Actinopteri, Centropomidae. The record is from RefSeq and is a predicted model, not a curated record. Gene Ontology annotation, cellular component: extracellular region; membrane. Gene Ontology annotation, biological process: lipoprotein metabolic process; lipid transport. Gene Ontology annotation, molecular function: lipid binding. Bases 386 to 1162 code for a protein of 258 amino acids. The transcript is spliced from 3 exons.
ACUUUGUUAAACUGAGCCUCUGCUUCUGGAUAAAUCUGAUGCUCUGACUCCCUGCUGUUCACUGACGCCUCUGGAGGAACCUGAUCAUCAAUAAUCGAUCAGUCGAUGCUGUACAGGGGCUGUGAAACCUCCAGUCUUCAGCUGCUUUCUGUCAUCAUGUGGUUUCAGAGAAACAGGUGUGAAAGCUGAUGGGGUGGACUGAGCGUGCUCAGUGCUGCUCUCACCUGCUCAAACAGAAUCUCUUUGAUUACAGUUGGUGACCUGAACAUCAGCAGACUGUGAAACUCCUGCAGCUGCAGAACUUUCUAACUCAAGUUUGAUUUAGAGUUAAAACCAAAAGCUCAGUGUUCAGCUUUCAGACCCUGCAGAGGGAAACUUCCUGAAGAUGCCACUAAAAAGAAAACGAAGCAAAGAACUGCCUCAUAAUCUGUCUGAGUUAAUGAAGAGACUUGCUGAACAUAAAGCUUCAUUCAUCAAACUGUUUGACGGCAGCAAAGACAGGAUGAGACACAUCGUAGGAGAGGUUCAUAAGAUCGCUACUGAUGUACGAGAGAUGCAGGAGAAAACAGACAAAACGAGAACAGCAGGAGCUGUCGCUACAGGGUUAGCACUCACAGCCGGGCUCGUUGCAGCUCCUCUCACUGAGGGGGCGAGUUUAUUGGCAGCAGGGGCAGGAGCGGCAGUAGGAGGUGGAGGUGGUGCUGUCGCUGUGGUUCAUGCGAAUAUAACAAAAAUGAUGGUAGAGAAUGGAAGUGCACAGAAAGUAGAAGAGCUGGGAAAAGAGUUCAUGACGAUUGUUGAACCGAUGAAGAAGGAGCUGACAGAAAUAAAGACAACAUGUGAGAUGUUGGAGGAGAAAUCUGCUGAAAGUGAGGCUAAAAAAACUCUGACAGGGAUGGAGGAGUUUCAGAGGACUCAGGCACAAGUGUCUGAACUGCAGGAAAUGAACAAGGGAGUUUUGGACGGUGUUUCAGCAGUGAUGAGAACAGUGGCUGAACUGUUAAAGCUCAUUGUGAAAGUCUUCACAGUCAAAGCGACUCCUGAGGAGGAUGAAACGUUUAGAUCCUCCAUCGUCCAGUUUGCUGAUCAGUGUCAGAAGGUCAUUGAUGACUGUGAGAAUAUGAAGAAGAACUCACGUGGACUCAUGUCUCAGUAUCUUUAACUGUCCAUUUACUAAUCUGGAUCAAAUCUGUGUCUGGAUCUGAAUCACGUCUCACAGCCCAGUGCUGAGGUUUAGUCCUGUAAACCACCAGAGGGCGCUGUAUCUGCUACUCUGCUGAAACUGGGAGGUGACGAAGAAGAAAAAUGUUGCUGAGGAUUUUAAAGGAAAGUGAAUCUUUUUUUUUUUUAGAUUUCAACAGGAGGAUAAAUGUUGUUAAUAAUUUUAAAUGUCUGUUCUUUUUUUUUUUUUUAAAUAUAAUAUUUUUGAUGUUUGCAGGGUUUGUAUAACACUGAAGAUGUUUUUCUUCGCUGAAUUACAUCUGGUUGGUUUGUUAUUUUUCCACAGUUAAUACACAGUUAAAACUUACUGCUUCUUGAAAUUGUAAUUAUGCAAAUAUUUGA